AUGAACGCCUGUUGCAGCGGAGUGCGGCCGCUGUCGUCAUGGUCGCCGGCGAGCUCGCCAUCGGACGUGGUUGUUGAGAUCAAAGUGGCCGAUGAUGGUGGCGCUGUGAAGAUCUGGCGAGGGCGAGGCGAGAUCCGGCGAUGGCGAGGCAGCGCUGGGUGUGGUCGGAGGCGGCGGGAGGUGGCUGUGUGCUGUGGUGCCGCCGUGUCUCUGUGUGUGUGUGUGAACUCUGUGUAUGUGUGUGUGAACUGUGUGCGUGCGUGCGUGAGUGAAAAAGAAACAGAUUGUGUGUAUUUGUGUGUGUGA
This is a messenger RNA of Striga asiatica, 306 nucleotides long. The record is from the annotation of a GenBank genome assembly. NCBI's taxonomy places the organism in Eukaryota, Viridiplantae, Streptophyta, Magnoliopsida, Lamiales, Orobanchaceae.